This is a messenger RNA of Lobosporangium transversale, 3051 nucleotides long. Its product is annotated as antiviral helicase. Gene Ontology annotation, cellular component: nucleus. NCBI's taxonomy places the organism in Eukaryota, Fungi, Mortierellomycota, Mortierellomycetes, Mortierellales, Mortierellaceae. Gene Ontology annotation, molecular function: RNA binding; ATP binding; RNA helicase activity. The transcript has 5 exons. The record is from RefSeq and is a predicted model, not a curated record. Gene Ontology annotation, biological process: maturation of 5.8S rRNA; RNA catabolic process. The coding region runs from base 1 to 3051 and encodes 1016 amino acids.
AUGGCUGACUUGACCGAUCCUGAUGGUGAAAAUGUUCCCACAGAAAAGAAGACUCGUACAGUCCAUCAGCCAUUGCCUACAGUCACGGAUAGCUUUGAGCAGGACUUGGAGCGCGAAGUUGCCUCUGCUGCUGGACUGAUGCCUUCAGCAGAAGGUGCAAACGUCGUUUUAUCCCAUCAGGUUCGCCAUCAAGUAGCUUUACCACCAAACUGGAAUUACGUUCCCAUCUCACAACACAUACCAGAGAACCCUCCUGUUAGAUCAUAUCCUUUCACUCUCGACCCAUUUCAGAAGCUCGCUACCUAUUCGAUUGAACGGGGCGAGUCUGUAUUAGUCUCUGCUCACACCUCGGCUGGUAAAACAGUCGUGGCUGAAUUUGCAAUUGCCACCAGUUUAAGAGGCAAGCAGCGCGUCAUCUACACAAGUCCAAUUAAAGCGCUUAGUAACCAAAAAUACCGAGAGUUAUUAGAAGAGUUUGGUGACGUUGGGUUGAUGACUGGAGAUGUAACCAUCAACCCCAGUGCUUCAUGCUUGGUCAUGACAACAGAGAUUUUGCGAUCGAUGCUUUACCGUGGCUCUGAAGUCAUGCGUGAAGUAGCAUGGGUUAUUUUCGAUGAAAUUCAUUACAUGAGAGACAAGGAGCGUGGUGUUGUAUGGGAAGAAACCAUCAUUCUGUUGCCGCCAAAGUGUCACUAUGUCUUUUUAUCCGCUACUAUCCCUAAUGCCAUGGAAUUUGCAGAGUGGAUCUGCAAUAACAAGGAGCAACCUUGUCACGUCGUCUACACUGAUUUCCGUCCUACACCGCUUCAGCAUUAUCUGUUUCCUCAAGGAGGCGAGGGUAUCCAUUUGGUCGUGGAUGAAAAGGGUAACUUUAGGGAAGACAAUUUUCAGAAGGCGUUGGGUGCCCUGACUGAUUCUCAAGGAUUACAGGCGGAUGAUAUUAGGGGUCGAGGCGGGAAGAAGGAUGCUAGAAAAGUAGGCAAGAAAGGCGCUAACGGUCCUUCAGAUAUUUACAAAAUCAUCAAAAUGAUUUUGGUCAAGAAUUACCAUCCUGUCAUUGUCUUCAGUUUCAGUAAGAGGGAGUGUGAGGCAUUAGCAAUGCAGAUGAGUAAGCUGGACUUUAAUGAUGACAAGGAAAGUGAAAUGGUCAACCAGGUGUUCACAAACGCCAUCAGCUCAUUGUCAGAGGAUGAUCGCUCUUUGCCCCAGAUUGAGCAUAUUCUCCCUUUGCUUCGUCGUGGUAUUGGUAUCCAUCAUGCUGGUCUUUUGCCAAUCUUGAAAGAGGUGAUCGAGAUUCUGUUUCAGGAAGGUCUUGUCAAGGUAUUGUUUGCCACAGAGACGUUCUCCAUUGGUUUGAAUAUGCCAGCCAAGACUGUUGUAUUCACGAGUGUGCGAAAAUGGGAUGGCAAGGAGCAACGUUGGGUCUCUGGGGGAGAAUACAUCCAGAUGUCUGGUCGUGCUGGUCGUCGUGGUCUGGAUGAACGUGGUAUCGUCAUUAUGAUGCUGGACGAGAAGAUGGAGCCCGCUGUGGCCAAGGGAAUGGUCAAAGGAACAACAGACCCGCUGAACUCUGCCUUCCACCUAUCAUACAAUAUGAUUCUCAAUUUGACACGUGUCGAAGGAAUUAGUCCGGAAUAUAUGUUGGAGCGAUGCUUUUAUCAAUUUCAGAACAAUGCCAACAUCCCACAGCUUGAGAGAGAGUUGACGACACUAGAGAGUACUAGAGAUGGUAUGGUUUUCGAGAAUGAGGCUUUGCUUGCUACCUACAAUGAUAUUCGCCAGCAACUUGCAUCGCUCAAGAAAGAUGUAUUGGAUGUUGUCAACCACCCCACACAUGCGCUUCCUUACAUGCAGCCCGGACGCGUUGUCAAAGUCCGCUACGAAGACCAGGAUUUCGGCUGGGGAAUUGUUUCAGGAUACACAAAGAAAAUGCCCUCGGUUGCUCGCGGGGCUUCUGCAUCAGCGAAUCUUGAGCCUACUUUUAUUUUGGACGUUUUGCUGUACUGUGCACCCAAGACGACCAUCAUUCCUGGAUUGGACGGUCUCGCAACAGGAGUUAAGGCUUGUCCACCCGGUGAGAAGGGUGAAUUAAUGGUUGUGCCUAUUCUGUUAUCGUGUCUGGAGGCCAUUGCAACGCCUCGUAUCUUUUUGCUCAAGGAUCUGAGAUCCAGUGAUGCUCGGCAUACAAUCCAUAAAAGCUUGCUUGAACUGCAGAGGCGUUUUCCUGAUGGAAUCCCCCUAUUGGAUCCUAUUGAGAAUAUGAACAUCAAGGAUGAGGCAUUCAAGAAGGUGAUUCGUAAGAUCGAGGUCUUGGAGGCAGCUAUGGCUGCGCAUCCAUUAGUACAGACUAUGGCAAAGGAUGUUCUUUUGGAUACAUACAAGCGUUACCUAGAGAAAGUGGAGACAAACAACAAGAUCAAAUCCAUUAAGAAACAAAUUACGGAGGCUAAUUCGAUUGCACAGUUGGAUGAGCUCAAGUGCCGAAAGCGUGUGCUGCGCCGUUUGGGAUACACCUCGAGUUCGGAUGUGAUUGAGAUGAAGGGUCGUGUGGCAUGCGAGAUUACAUCAGGUGAUGAGUUGCUAUUGACGGAGAUGAUUUUCAAUGGUGCAUUUAAUGAUCUGACGGUGGAACAGACUGCUGCGUUGUUGAGCUGUUUUGUCUUCCAGGAGAAGGCAGAGGGCAAUGCUUCGAUGAGAGAAGAGUUGGCAGCACCGUUGAGGUUGAUGCAGGAAGCAGCACGUAAGAUUGCCAAGGUAUCGCAAAGUUGUAAGCUGUCAUUGGACGAAGAAGAAUAUGUCCAAUCUUUCCGCGCAGAGUUGAUGGAUGUUGUCUAUGCAUGGGCUAACGGAGCUAAAUUCUCACAGAUCUGCAAGAUGACAGAUGUAUUUGAGGGUUCAAUCAUCCGUGCGUUUAGACGUCUGGAAGAGUUGCUUCGACAAAUGUCCUCUGCAGCAAAGAGUAUUGGAAAUACUGAGCUGGAGAGUAAAUUUGCAGCAGGCAUUGUUUGCAUCAAGCGCGAUAUUAUCUUUGCCAAUUCCUUGUAUCUUUAA